CCCCAUCGAUCGUGCGCUGCAAGUGCAACCCCGGCGACAGCGGUUCGAGCAGCGGCAUCCACGACGACGGCGAGGCAAGCCGGCCCGGCUGAACCAAUGGAAGCGGCAGGGGAUGGAAGGUUCCGAGGACCCCUCGAUGCCGCUGCCGGUUCCAACUGCAGGCCAGCUCAGAUGAUGGUGAAUGAUUGGGAACGAAUAGUCGUGGACAUCGGUAGCAGCGACGAAUCAACAAUUCAUCCAGCAAAUGACCUUCUCAUACAAGCCCUGGCUAUUUACCCUUACUCCCACUUGGUUGAUUGUUGGGAAUCCAAGCUCGAGAAAGAUGCAGAAUUCAUCCGCCAAAGUGAAAAGGGUGGGAAAUGCAUAUUCCUCCUGAAUAACACAUUUGAUGUUCUGCAAAUGGUGCGGCGUCAAAGAGCAUCUUUUGCCAGUGACGAACUGGCAAGUAGGCUCACUUCAAUGAUCGAGCGGUACAAGAAGAGCUACUUGGACGAGUGCUGGGCUCCUCUGAACCGUCUAAACUUGGAGGAGUUUAAUGCUGAAUUUCUUGCCACCUCUAAUCGCCAGAUGACAUGGAAGGUCACAGCGGAACUCAGGUAUCAACUGCGGCAGGAGAUCGUGGAUUUCAUUGUUCCACCGUAUGAGGUGUCCUUAUCUGCACUGCAGGGAAAGGGAAAACGACUUUUAGGGGCGCCUUUUUCAUUAUUAAGGCAGCAAAUUGUGGGAGAGAAGAAACAAAAGAAGUACUACCAUACUGGUGAGCAGCUAGAAGUGGAGAUAAGAGGAUUAUUUGAAGGGUGAACGGCUAAGCUAACGGGUGAGGAUAGGACACUGGACCUGUACACGGCCGUGGCAUUUACCAUAUCUCAAAUAAACCCGUGUAACUUUGUCUCGCGGAAAGGGUUUGUUUUGUUUUGUAAUUUAUACUAGUUGCAUAUAUAGACGCCAACAGUGAGUAGUAGUACAGAGGAGACUAGAGUCGGCAAGCCAGCUUUUUGGAUAUAGAAGGUAGAGUUGGUAUGAAGCCAUGACGUGUAGGCUAAAAGUAUA
Triticum dicoccoides is the source of this 1050-nucleotide messenger RNA. RefSeq lists its product as uncharacterized. Gene Ontology annotation, biological process: exocytosis. The record is from RefSeq and is a predicted model, not a curated record. Gene Ontology annotation, cellular component: exocyst. The transcript is spliced from 2 exons. The coding region runs from base 97 to 801 and encodes 234 amino acids. Gene Ontology annotation, molecular function: phosphatidylinositol-4,5-bisphosphate binding. Lineage: Eukaryota; Viridiplantae; Streptophyta; Magnoliopsida; Poales; Poaceae.